Ostertagia ostertagi is the source of this 456-nucleotide messenger RNA. NCBI's taxonomy places the organism in Eukaryota, Metazoa, Nematoda, Chromadorea, Rhabditida, Trichostrongylidae. The record is from the annotation of a GenBank genome assembly.
AUGGUCGAGCUGAAAUUUCAGAAACGCCCAAUUAUUUUUGAGACUGGUUGGGUUGAGCAAAUUCAAAAAGUGAAAAGGAAACAGGAGGACGACCCACCUAUUCCAGCAAGAGUGAAAAAGAAAGAGGAGGACGACUCUUCUAUUCCAGUAAAAGUGAAAAAGAAAGAAGCCGACGACUCUCCUAUUCCAGCAGAAAUGAAAAAGAAAGAGGAGGACGACUCGCCUAUUCCAGCAAAAGUGAAAAAGAAAGAGGAGGACGACUCUGCUAUUCCAGUAAAAGUGAAAAAGAAAGAAGCCGACGACUCUCCUAUUCCAGCAGAAAUGAAAAAGAAAGAGGAGGACGACUCACCUAUUCCAGCAAAAGUGAAAAAGAAAGAGGAGGACGACUCUUCUAUUCCAGUAAAAGCGAAAAAAAAGCCGGUCAGCUGUAAUAGCGUUCCUCCCGGACGCACGUGA